AUACAGUCAGCUGACAGCCUUUAAAAGCUGCGUCACAAAGCACGAACUUUAUUCUCGAGUCGGACAAGUCUGUGGACGUCUUCGAGUGGAAAACAUCAAAGCUUCUGGAAGAAGAAGAAGAAGAAGGAGCAGCAGAAAAAUGGCCGUAACGGUGAAAGCGUACCUGCUGGGCAAAGAGGAGGCGGUGAGAGAGAUCCGCAGGUUCACGGUGGACCAAGACGUGUCCAGUAGCUAUCUCAGUAGCAAAUGCUGUGACAUGUUCUCCUGUCUGAAGAGUUCUACCUUCAACAUGUUCUACCGAGACGAGGAAGGAGACCUGGUGGCGUUCUCCUCGGAUGAAGAGCUGAUGAUGGGCCUGACCAGCAUGAAGGACGACACUUUCCGUGUUUUCAUCAAAGAGAAGAAAGAACAUCGCCGAGACUUCCCACUUCACGCCUUCCCGCCUUCCACCUUCAACCACCCUCCACCCGGAGCCCCCCCUGCCUCCCACCCGCCCCUGCACCCUAACGUGACGUGUGACGGCUGCAACGGCCCCGUGGUGGGCGUCCGCUUCAAGUGCAGCGUCUGCCCCGACUAUGACCUCUGCUCUACCUGCCAGGGGCGAGGGACGCACACUGAGCAUGCUCUGUUACCCAUCUGGCACCCGCUGCAGGCAUGGUUCCCUCGGGGCAAGUGGAUGAAGAGGAUGAGACACUGUGCGAAGAGCCAGACCAGGGCAGGCGCCCCCGGAACUGCCCCCGCUGGUGCUCAAGCCGGCCUCAGCUUCCUGAAGAAUGUUGGCGAGGGCGUGGCAGCCAUGUUGAGCCCACUGGGCAUCGACGUAGACAUCGAUGUGGAGCACCAGGGCCAUAAGACUAAGGUGACCCCACCCCCUCAGAGUGAAGGUGAUGUGGAGAUGAGUGGGGACCCCGAGGAGGGGGGAGCCACCGGGGAGGGUGCAGCCGGAGGUGACUGUCAGCCAGCAAAGGUGAGCAGAGACGAAGAUGAUGAGUGGACUCACCUGAGCUCCAAAGAGGUGGACCCGUCUAGCGGAGAAGUGCAGUCCUUGCAGACCGGGAUCCAGGACCUCAAAGUGGACCAGCGUCCUCCUGCGGACACACAGCAGGGUCCUUCGGGUUUGAAGGCGGCGGCUCUGUAUCCUCACCUUCCUCCAGAGGCUGACCCACGGCUGGUGGAGUCGUUGUCCCACAUGUUGUCCAUGGGCUUCACCGACGAGGGCGGCUGGUUGACACGCCUCCUUCAGACCAAAGAUUUUGACAUCGGAGCUGCGCUGGACGCCAUCCAGUACGCCAAGAAGCUCUAGUGAUGUCACUGCUUCUUUUGAUUGAUUUGUCUUCAUUAAGAAUCAAUACAUUUUCUUCAAAGCUCAAUAAAAACCUUUGGAGAUCGUCAA
This is a messenger RNA of Doryrhamphus excisus (bluestripe pipefish), 1393 nucleotides long. It is a transcript of the gene sqstm1, whose product is annotated as sequestosome 1. Gene Ontology annotation, biological process: aggrephagy; mitophagy; endosome organization. Gene Ontology annotation, cellular component: amphisome; aggresome. NCBI's taxonomy places the organism in Eukaryota, Metazoa, Chordata, Actinopteri, Syngnathiformes, Syngnathidae. The record is from RefSeq and is a predicted model, not a curated record. Gene Ontology annotation, molecular function: protein kinase C binding; zinc ion binding; K63-linked polyubiquitin modification-dependent protein binding.